UCUGGUUUUUUUUUCAUCGUCGCGUGUCUGUGACGUCAUCUUUAAGCUCACACAGUGUGGCUGGCUGACAGGUAAUAAGCCACACACACGUUUACAGCUGAAUUUAAUGCUGUCGGGACAAUCGCUCUUCGCCUCUUUAACCACAUAAGAUGUCUUCACUUCUCAAGGUGGACAAUGAAAUUAAAACAAAGGUUGAUGCUUUCAGGGAACGUAUCACUUCAGAAGCAGAGGAUCUAGUUGCAAAUUUUUUCCCAAAGAAGUUGCUGGAACUUGAUCACUUCUUAAAGGACCCGAUCAUAAACAUCACGGACCUAAAGGAAAUCCACUCUGAGAUAAACUUGUCGGUGCCAGACCCCAUCCUGCUCUCAAACCUGCACGACGGGCUAGAAGCGCAAAAUGCCAAAAAGAGAAAGCUGGAGGAUGGAAGUGGGGAUGACAUGGUGACCGGCACCAAGGUCUUCGUCAUGCCCGGUGGGAUGAUGAAGAGCAACGGGAGCCUUGUUGACCUUAUUGAAAAGGUCAAACCAGAGAUCAGGACGCUCAUAGAGAAAUGUAACACAGUGAAAAUGUGGGUUCAGCUGCUCAUCCCCAGGAUAGAGGACGGCAACAACUUCGGCGUGUCAAUCCAGGAGGAGACGGUAGCUGAACUCAGAACAGUUGAAGGAGAGGCGGCGUCUUACCUCGACCAGAUAUCCAGAUACUACAUCACAAGGGCAAAGCUGGUUUCUAAAAUAGCAAAAUAUCCACACGUGGAGGACUAUCGGCGCACAGUAACUGAGAUUGAUGAGAAGGAAUACAUCAGUCUGAAGAUCAUAGUUUCUGAGCUCAGAAAUCAAUACGUAACGUUACACGACAUGAUCCUGAAGAACAUUGAGAAGAUCAAGAGGCCUCGAAGCAGUAACAGCGACGCCUUGUACUGAUGUUCAUCCAGCCGCCUCCUCCACCCCCCUGUCCCCCACCAGCUUCCCUCUGUCUCCCUGCCUGUUGACCUGCAGUCGCCCCGGUCCUGAUCCGGGUCCUGAUCCGGGUCCUGAUCCGGGUCCUGAUCCGGGUCCCGGCCCCCCGGACUCCAACUAGACAUUCACCUCCUUCAGUACAAUCACCACAGCCCAGUACAGAAACAUUAGCUUCCAUAGAUGGACACAUCGCACAUGGUUUUGUUUUAAAUGUAAAAUAUUUUUCUUGUUUUAAAAAACCCUUUGAAGGAAAACGGGGAGAUAGACCAUAGUCAACAAAAAGCGCUAUGUAUUUUUUAAUUUUAAUUAAACAUUUCGUCCUCAGAUCGUUGUGACAUUGUUUCAUUUAUUGCUCUUCAAAAAAACUGAGAAAGUGAAAGUUUUCUGCAGAUGUUCUAUUAUAUAAUAAAGUCGUAACUCAGAAAUACUGAGCAGGUUUUAGGUCUACAGGCUUAUUAGUUUUCAGUGAAAAUUCAUGAGUCAUCACAGCAUCUUUUAUGUUGAGGCAUCGAUUCUACUGAAUAAAACGUUUUUUGAUAAGAGAAUAA
Centropristis striata (black sea bass) is the source of this 1504-nucleotide messenger RNA. RefSeq names its product proteasome activator subunit 3 (gene psme3). The transcript is spliced from 10 exons. The record is from RefSeq and is a predicted model, not a curated record. Gene Ontology annotation, biological process: regulation of proteasomal protein catabolic process; regulation of G1/S transition of mitotic cell cycle; positive regulation of endopeptidase activity. The coding region runs from base 150 to 920 and encodes 256 amino acids. Gene Ontology annotation, cellular component: nucleoplasm; proteasome activator complex; cytoplasm. NCBI's taxonomy places the organism in Eukaryota, Metazoa, Chordata, Actinopteri, Perciformes, Serranidae. Gene Ontology annotation, molecular function: endopeptidase activator activity.